Messenger RNA from Aphanomyces invadans, 2038 nucleotides. RefSeq lists its product as hypothetical. Lineage: Eukaryota; Oomycota; Saprolegniomycetes; Saprolegniales; Verrucalvaceae. Gene Ontology annotation, molecular function: transmembrane transporter activity. Bases 267 to 1991 code for a protein of 574 amino acids. Gene Ontology annotation, biological process: transmembrane transport. The transcript is spliced from 3 exons. The record is from RefSeq and is a predicted model, not a curated record.
UGCAGAGAUCGUCGGCGGCGUUUGCGUUGAGAUGUGCUCCGGGCGGCGCCAUUAUUCGGGGUUGCGGGGUUUCGUCGCCAUCUUGUUUCGAUGCCAGACGUCCCAAAAUAGACAACAUGAUGGCGCUGAACUACUUCUCAGACGGAUUGGUGGCAUCUGACCUGUUCAGGUGGCGCCAGACAAGAUGAAAUGGGCAGCGCGAUCCGUCCGGCCACCGUGCACUUGGUGUGGUUGUUGCUCGAGAGCAGACGGUCAGUGUGGAAAAAAUGGGGUGCUCGACAUGGGUGCGUGAGUACUGGCGCAUCGUCGUCCCGGCCAAGUCUGGCGAAGACGUCGACGCGGAGGGCUGGCUCGUGCUGUACCCACAAAGGAAUCGACUCGCCGCGUGGCGAUGCAUUCGAUUCAGCCGGUGGCACGUCGCUGUCAUGGUGUGGCUAACCUACUUCAUGCUUGGAUCGGUCUACUCGUUCCAGAUCUUGACGACGCCACUCGAGCGGUACUUUGCCCAGCCCACGUACUCGGGCUCCUCUGGGUUCUUCGGGUCCACCUUGGUCUUGGGUAUUGUGGCGGCAGUCGUAGGCCCGGUGAUCGAGCGCCGCGGCCCGCGCGUCGGGAUGGUCAUCGGGUCGGUUCUGGUUGUGGCUGGUCUGGCCAUGGCCCAUCUUGCCGUGGCCGUGCGCGCACCCUAUCUUUUCACCAUCUCGUACAGCAUCUUGGUCGGAAGCGGCUACGGCUUUGUCCUGAUCGCAACCAUGUCGACGGUGCAAAAGUGGUUUCCCGAUUUUCGAGGGCUCGUCGCGGGAGCUGCGAUUCUGUGCAUGGGGCUCGGCACUGGCAUUUGGACCAAACUCGCCGCGGUACUCAUGCAUCGAGCCCAGAACGUUGUCGACAGCGCCGGCGACGCAUACGACGAGUUGGGUUUGCAACGCAUCUUUCUCGCACAAGGUGGGGCAGCUCUUGUCAUUCUCCUGGUCACGACCAUGGUUGUGCGCACGCCGCCGUCCGAUUUUUCCAUCCGCGGCCACGACAUCCACUGCAUCCCGGUGAACAAGGCGCCGCCGCCGCGGCAACUCCAAGACGACUACUUCAAAGUCGGCAUGACGCUAGUCAACUUUGGCCAGGACGACACAGACAACGUCUACUUCGAACACGUCCGAGCGCUGACGCUUGUCGACUGCAUCCUGUCGUCCGACUUUGUCUGGUUGUACGUGGCGUUUGCGGCCAACGUGGCACCGAUCGUGAUGUUUGUGCCCGAGAUCUUUGACUUGGCGACGGGGGUCCUCUUCGACUCGUCGGACGGCGCGUCCUCGUUUGUGAGUCUGCUCUUUCUGUCCACGAGUUUGGGGCGGGUCGCCGGCCCACUCGCGUCGGAUGUGGUGAUUCGAACGUUUUACAUGAACCCGGCGUACGGCCGCAAGCUCGUACUUGGAAUCCUCCUGACCAUCCAAGCAGUCGCGACGGGGCUCUUGCUCGCCAACGUCGGCUCGGGCCAUACGUCGAGCAUUCGAUGGCCAUCGUACGCACUGGGGUUUGCGCUGGGCGGAGGAUUUGCCAUCAUGCCAGCCCUCGUCACCGACAUGUUUGGCGUGUUUAACACGGGCACCAUGUACGGGCUUCUCUUGACGAGCUGGUCCAUCGGCGCCACGGCGUGGGGUUUUGUGGGACGGACUACAUCCAUCACCCAAGACAGUGUCGAGCAUCACCUGCGUGGUCUUUGCGUCGUUGGGUGCAUCGGCGUCGUCGUGCUGACGCUAGUGCGCACCAACACAACCGAUCGAUUCUAUCGAGGGUAUCAGCUCACUUGGUGCAAUACGGUGGUCGUGCAGGUCCCAAGCCGACAGAUGCGGCUCGAUCGACUGCGGUGGAAAGACAUGGCGCCGACCGCCAGCGCGCUCGACGACUGGAUCGAUCAAGAGGUCGAGGACCGGUUGAGCAAGAGCCAUGCAUCGCCCACGCUGUCCCAAGGGCCAUACGGACAGAGUUUCAUGUAGUCAUGGGCAGCGUAAUGACCUACAUGACGUUGUAAGUUGGUCGUCGA